Molecule: messenger RNA, 1467 nt
Organism: Impatiens glandulifera
Lineage: Eukaryota; Viridiplantae; Streptophyta; Magnoliopsida; Ericales; Balsaminaceae
Product: probable galacturonosyltransferase-like 1
Exons: 1
Coding region: 10-1101 (363 amino acids)
Cellular component (GO): Golgi apparatus
Molecular function (GO): glycosyltransferase activity
Source: RefSeq, a predicted model, not a curated record
CGUAAAACAAUGCCUAAAUCUCCCUCUCUCCAUUUCCAAAUCUUUCUCCUCUUCUUCUCUCUCUCCACACUUUCCCACGCGCCGCUGUCAUCAGCCCACGCGCCACCAUCAUCCACCACUUUCUCUCAACAAAAAUUCAGAGAAGCCCCAAAAUUCUACAACUCUCUCCACUGCCCCAUCCUCACCGUCGCCGACGACUACGCCGGCACCGACGACAGUUUCCUCUGUUCAGAAAACGCCGUCCACGUAGCAAUGACCCUCGAUCUCAACUACAUUCGUGGAUCAUUGGCCGCCAUUCUUUCUGUUCUUCAACACUCUGUCUGCCCAGAAAAUGUAAUUUUCCAUUUCGUAGCUCCCAUCAAUGGAAACCCAUCAACGUUACAAAUUGCCAUCAUUUCUUCAUUCCCAUAUCUAAAAUUCGAUAUUUACAAAUUCGACACCGCCGCCGUCGCCGGAUUAAUAUCAACUUCAAUCCGAUCUGCCCUCGAUUGCCCACUUAAUUAUGCUAGAAGUUACCUCGCCAAUAUUCUUCCAUUAUGCGUUCGGAAAAUCGUGUAUCUAGAUUCCGAUCUGAUUCUCGUCGACGAUAUAACCAAACUCGCCGCCACGCCUCUCGUCGGCGGCGCAAUCCUCGCUGCACCGGAAUACUGUAACGCGAAUUUCACUUCUUAUUUUACUCCCACUUUUUGGUCGAACCCAUCUCUUUCAAUUACGUUUUCGGAUCGAAACCCAUGUUAUUUUAACACUGGGGUGAUGGUUAUCGAUUUAGAUCGGUGGAGGGAAGGGGAUUAUACGGCGAAGAUUGAGGAAUGGAUGGAACUUCAAAAGAUGAUGAGGAUUUAUGAACUGGGUUCGCUUCCUCCGUUUUUGUUGGUGUUUGCCGGAAAAAUUGCUCCGGUGGAUCAUCGAUGGAAUCAACAUGGUUUGGGUGGGGAUAAUUUUCGGGGACUUUGUCGGGAAUUGCAUCCUGGUCCGGUUAGUCUUCUUCAUUGGAGUGGGAAAGGGAAGCCAUGGGAUCGACUUGAUGCUAGACAUCCUUGUCCUUUGGAUGUAUUAUGGGCACCUUAUGAUUUGCUUAAAUCACCAUUUUUGAUUGAUUGAAGAAUUCUUAAGAUUCUGCUUAUUAGAUGAGGAAAGUAAAAAGAAUAAAACUUUAGGGAUUGAACAGAGGAAGAAGAAGGAGCUGUCCGCCGGAGAACCGCCGGAGAAGGAGGAGGAUGGAGUAAAUAAAAAUAUUGGUCAUGAAUUCUUGCUUCUUUUGGACUUGUCGGGGAAAUGGGGAUGAAAUUAAAUUCAUUUUAUAAAUUCAAAUUGUAAUCUUUUUUUAAUGUGAUAUACUUGAUAAUUGGAAUUUUUUAAUUAAUUCAAUAUCCUUAGUUGAAUUCAAUCAAUUCAUUACAAUUUGACUUUUAAAUGUUUGAAUUUGUGUUUCAUCUUUAGAGUUUAGUUUCUUUGUAUUAUGAAUGA